CAGAAGCCCACAAGGGAAAAUGAGGAAGGAAAGCCAGUAUAAGAAAGCAGAAGCUUUACUUCACAGGCUAUUCGCGGGUUAAGCUAAUGACUGUCACAAUACAUACAGCCGAGUAUCUUCCCAAACAAAGCGGAUGCUCGAGACAGCCAAUGCCACUGCGAUGCAGGGCUUCAACAAGUCUGAGCGGUGCCCCAGAGAUACUCGGAUGACACAGCUGGUGUUCCCGGUCCUCUAUACUGUGGUGUUCUUCACUGGCCUCCUGCUGAACACCGUGGCCCUCUGGGUGUUCGUCCACAUCCCCAGCAGUUCUACAUUCAUCGUCUACCUCAAAAACACUCUGGUGGCAGACCUGAUAAUGACACUAAUGCUUCCUUUCAAAAUUCUUUCUGACUCACACCUUGGACCCUGGCAACUCAGAGGCUUUGUGUGCAAUUUCUCUUCUGUGAUCUUUUAUGAGACCAUGUAUGUGGGGAUCAUCAUGCUGGGCCUCAUCGCCUUUGACAGAUUCCUCAAGAUCAUCAGGCCUUUCAGGAAAUGUUUUGCAAAGAGAACUGCUUUUGCAAAAUUAGUCUCCAUUCUCGUCUGGCUCCUGAUGUUCUUCAUCUCUCUGCCAAACAUGCUCUUGAACAACAAGGAGGCGACGCCAUCAUCCGUGAAGAAGUGCGCGUCCUUGAAGAGUCCUCUGGGGCUGGUGUGGCAUCAGAUAGUCAAUCACGCAUGCCAGCUCAUCUUCUGGACUGUGUUGAUUCUGAUGCUUCUGUUUUAUGUGGUGAUUACCAAAAAAGUAUACAACUCCUACAGAAAGUUCACCGGUAAGGAGGACAGACACAAAAGGGUGGAGAUGAAGGUAUUUGUUGUCAUAGCCGUGUUCUUCGUCUGCUUUGCCCCAUUCCAUUUCGUCAGAGUUCCAUACACCUACAGUCAAACUAGUAAGACUGACUGCCGGCUAGCCAACCAACUGUUUGUUGCUAAGGAAACAGCUCUCUUUUUGGCAGCAACGAACAUUUGCAUGGAUCCACUAAUAUACAUACUCUUAUGUAAAAAGUUCACAGAAAGGGCACCGUGUAUGAGGGGAAGAAGGAUGGCAGUAUCAAGCCAGGAGCAACCCAGCAGUCAUACAGACAACAUCAUCCUAGCCUGACAAUGUUCUCCCCCACAUGGUAAUUCUACUCCUGGCUUUGCUUCUAUUUAAGGAUGGGACUUAAAAAGAUCAUUUACUUAAAGACUUCAUUUAAGCAUUAUAGGAAAAGUUGGGGGGGGGGACAAACAUCUUACAUUUGAUUAUCCUAGAAUCUGGAAAAGAUUAUGCACAUUUUAACCACACAGAUAGAUUUAUGGACAGAUUGAAUUAACAUUAAGAGGAUGUUUAUGAAAGCAAAUGGCCACUAGAUGUCAUCUUGUGAAGAGCAUUCAGGGACUAUGGAAAAGAUUAAUGGGUAAUAGGUAUGUCUAAAAAAAUCUUCCCUUCUAGUGACUAUCCCACAUUCUCUCACACACAUCCUUCCCAAAAUAUCAUGGUAACUUU
Arvicola amphibius (Eurasian water vole) is the source of this 1525-nucleotide messenger RNA. RefSeq names its product purinergic receptor P2Y13 (gene P2ry13). The coding region runs from base 134 to 1141 and encodes 335 amino acids. NCBI's taxonomy places the organism in Eukaryota, Metazoa, Chordata, Mammalia, Rodentia, Cricetidae. The transcript has 2 exons. Gene Ontology annotation, biological process: negative regulation of adenylate cyclase activity; G protein-coupled receptor signaling pathway. Gene Ontology annotation, molecular function: G protein-coupled purinergic nucleotide receptor activity. Gene Ontology annotation, cellular component: membrane. The record is from RefSeq and is a predicted model, not a curated record.